CUUAAUCUUUCUCCUCUCUCCUUUGUGUCCCCUCCUUUGUGACUGCGAGUCACCGAUCGCCAGGCACUCCUCGGCCUUUCUUUAUGGACCCCUCCCCAUCACUUCCCAAACCACUCCUCUCUCUCCUGCUCCUCCUCCUCCUCUUCUCUCCUCUCUCCUUCUCUGACUCCGAUCUGUUCGAGUCUUGGUGCAAGGAGCACAGCAAGAGAUACGCCUCCGAGGAGGAGAAGCUGGCCCGCUUCCGGGCUUUCGAGGACAACCGCGCCUUCGUCACCGAGCACAACGCUGCCGCCAAUUCCUCCUACACCCUCACCCUCAACGCCUUUGCCGAUCUCACCCACCAUGAGUUCCGGGCCCUUCGCCUGGGUCUCAGCCCCCGCCUCGCCGUGCCCUCGGACAACCGGACGGCCUUUCGGGGAUUUGUCGGUGACGUUCCUGACUCGAUUGAUUGGAGGAAGAAGGGGGCUGUCACCCAAAUUAAGGAUCAGGGCAGCUGCGGUGCUUGUUGGGCCUUCUCAGCCACUGGUGCAAUUGAAGGAAUAAAUCAGAUUGUGACUGGAUCUCUGGUGAGCCUUUCUGAACAGGAGUUAUGUGAUUGUGAUCGAACUUAUAAUAGUGGAUGUGGUGGUGGACUCAUGGAUUAUGCAUUUAAGUGGGUAAUACAAAAUCAUGGUAUUGACACUGAGGAUGAUUAUCCCUAUCAAGCUGCAGAAAAGACCUGUCUCAAGAACAAGCUAAACCAUCGCAUUGUAACAAUUGAUGGCUACACCGACAUACCCCUGGACAGCGAGGAUCUCUUACUUCAGGCUGUUGCAACCCAGCCUGUGAGCGUAGGUAUAUGUGGCAGUGAGAGAGCAUUUCAAUUAUACUCAAAGGGUAUCUUCACCGGCCCAUGUUCGACAUCUUUGGACCAUGCUGUACUUAUUGUAGGAUAUGGUUCAGAAGAUGGUGUUGAUUACUGGAUUUUGAAGAACUCAUGGGGAACAAACUGGGGAAUGGAUGGGUAUAUGCAUAUGCUUCGCAAUAGUGGAAAUGCACAAGGGGUCUGUGGUAUAAACAUGCUUGCAUCUUACCCAACAAAGACGAGUCCAAAUCCACCUCCUUCACCAGGCCCAGGUCCAACAAAGUGUAGUUUUCUGACCUACUGUCCAGCAGGUAACACCUGCUGCUGCACUUGGCGUGUGCUGGGACUAUGUCUUUCAUGGAGUUGUUGCGAGCUAGAAAAUGCUGUUUGUUGUAAGGAUCACCGCUCUUGUUGCCCAUCUGAUUACCCCAUCUGCGAUACCAGCGGGAACCGAUGCUUUAAGGGUAAUGGAAAUUCCACUAGGGUAAAAGGAAUUGAAAGGAAAAAUUCUUACUUGGGAUUUGAUUCCUGGAAUGAUUUGCUUAAGGUGUGGGAUCCAUAACGUCCAGGAUUAUUGCCAGCAAGAUUUCCCCUUUCAGAGGAGUAUCUUUCCUCCAUGUAAGACAUAUGGUGAGCUCACUUUUUCUGUGACACCAUUUUUGUUGUACCAGUUGGUGUACUUGGAGAUUCACAGGGUCUUCAUGAUUAUUGGUAAAUUAGCAUGUAGGCAAUACCAGAGUUCAGCUAUAAGCAGAGGUUGAUGUAUACAUUUGUAUGAUGUGUUAAUUAUAAAUUUUCAAACUGCAAUAUUAGCAUAAAAUGUGAUUAAGACAGAGGUGCUUGCCAUGUGGAGACUGCUUAAUUUAGUUUGUACCAAGGCUCUUUUCUUGGAAAGCAUGCCAUGUUGUCACUAAAUGAUUUAUAAAUCUCUGCAACAUUAUCUGGAGCAUUUUCUUUUUAA
This is a messenger RNA of Elaeis guineensis (African oil palm), 1805 nucleotides long. Its product is annotated as low-temperature-induced cysteine proteinase. NCBI's taxonomy places the organism in Eukaryota, Viridiplantae, Streptophyta, Magnoliopsida, Arecales, Arecaceae. The record is from RefSeq and is a predicted model, not a curated record. Gene Ontology annotation, molecular function: cysteine-type peptidase activity. Gene Ontology annotation, biological process: proteolysis.